CUGCGGAAGCGCCCGCGGCUGGCUGCGGCUCUGCGGAGGCGGCGUCCCGGGGCGCGGCGGGAGGCGAGCCAUGGCCGAGGCGGCCGGCCUGAUGGGCCAGAGGAUCGUCUGGGUGGACCUGGAGUCCGGUCUCACCAAGGCAGUGAAGGAGAGCACGGUCUCCCUGCGCCAAGCAGAGUACGAGUUUCUGUCCUUCAUCCGACAACAGACUCCGCCGGGGGUCUGCCCUCUCGCAGGAAACUCUGUUCAUGCCGACAAGAAGUUUCUUGACAAGCACAUGCCACAGUUCAUGAAGCACCUGCAUUACCGGAUCAUCGACGUCAGCACCGUGAAGGAACUCUGCAGGCGCUGGUAUCCUGAGGACUACGAGGCCGCUCCCAAGAAGUCUGCUGCUCACAGGGCCCUGGAUGACAUCCGGGAGAGCAUCAAAGAGCUGCAUUUCUACAGGAAUCACAUCUUCAAAAGGAGAACAGACGAAAAGAAAAGGAAACUGUUGGAAAACGGGGAAAGCGAACAGCCUCUUAGUUGAUCCCGCAUCCCGAUCCUUUAGGAAAACCUCCAGAGCCCAGGGCAGUCUUCCUGCUGAAGAAAAGAACCUCCUUUCAGCUCCCUUGCUUUCUCAGAAGGGCGACGUGACAGGAUCCCGGGGUGUGAGAGGCAUUUCAAGGCCUGCCUCAGUUGAGAAGUAGAGAAUACUUGCAGUCCUUGGAGAAUGGCUUCCAUUUGGCCCCAAACACCCCUCAAUUGUUUUAGAAUUAAAAUCAAACCGCUCUGCAAAA
Molecule: messenger RNA, 779 nt
Organism: Thamnophis sirtalis
Lineage: Eukaryota; Metazoa; Chordata; Lepidosauria; Squamata; Natricidae
Source: RefSeq, a predicted model, not a curated record